Molecule: messenger RNA, 462 nt
Organism: Schistosoma turkestanicum
Lineage: Eukaryota; Metazoa; Platyhelminthes; Trematoda; Strigeidida; Schistosomatidae
Source: the annotation of a GenBank genome assembly
AUGAUGCUGGAUUUUGCUAUACUUAUUUUGAUGACGUUUCAUCUGCACGGACGAACUGCAUUCGAUACACAUGUGCACAUUCUUUUGGUCCAAGCAAUAAUAUUCGCAGUUAUAUCAAACUUUGCAGAACUUAUUUCUGAUUAUAAUACAAUCUUCAGUUUGAUACGCAACUUUUGGUACGUUUUAGUUGGUGCAUGGCUCUGUCAGAUUGGAUUCGACCUUUAUCCACCAUGGAGUUGGUUACCUAUGUGGGAUCAGGAUGAUACAAAAUCGAUCGUACAUGUGAAUAACAUUUUCUCAUACCAUAUGAUAAUAAUCAGCUUGGCUAUAAUAAUUAUUAUGUACAUUUUGAAUCCGAAACGUGAGUAUUCUUCUGAACAAAAUCUACGAGAAUCCUCUGUGAAACAAUGUUAGUCAUGAUCAGUUGACGAGUAUCGAGCAUGAUCGAAAAUCAUUAAAAAU